This is a messenger RNA of Planococcus citri (citrus mealybug), 1311 nucleotides long. RefSeq lists its product as uncharacterized. The record is from RefSeq and is a predicted model, not a curated record. Gene Ontology annotation, molecular function: nucleic acid binding. The coding region runs from base 1 to 1311 and encodes 436 amino acids. Lineage: Eukaryota; Metazoa; Arthropoda; Insecta; Hemiptera; Pseudococcidae. Gene Ontology annotation, biological process: DNA integration. The transcript has a single exon.
AUGAGAAUCGUAAUUCAGGAAUCCGAUUCUGACGAACCAAGGAAUCGCGCCAACUCUGUCAGAAACGGAUUUCCUCACUACAAAUCCGAUCUACCUCAAGAACUGCACUUCGCAUACAAUUUUCAACAUGAAUUAAGUGAACAAAACGAUGUCAUCUUUAAAGAUAACCGCAUUUUUGUACCUCAAACACUUCGAGAACAAUACCUUUCAGUUGUUCACAAUGCGCAUCAAGGUAUACAAUCAUGCGUAAGAAAAGCUAGGAAAAGCUUUUAUUGGCCUGGCAUGGCGAACGACAUAAAGAAAUAUGUUUCUGCCUGUGAAACAUGUUGUUCAACGAUCUCAGCUCAACCUAAAACGAAGAUGAUCCAUCGUCAGCUACCUGAAUUGCCAUUCUCGGAAGUAGCAGUAGACUUCAUGCACGUUGGUAAAGACCUGUACCUUGUAUUGGUUGAUAUAUUUUCAAAAUACAUCGAACUACGUAAAUUGCCGAGUAACAGCACAGCUGAUCAAGUAAUUCGAGUUUUAAAAACCAUAUUCUAUACCCAUGGACUUCCUCAAAAAUUAUACAGUGAUAAUGGGCCUCCAUUCACCUCAACUACGUUUUUAAAAUUCCUUGAGUCGAUUUCCUGCACACCAGUAACAUCCAGCCCACUUUAUUCACAAUCUAACGGACAAGUUGAAAGGGCCAUUCAAACUGCAAAAUCACUGAUUACUAAGGCACGUAAAGAUAAUCGUGAUGAAGGUCUAGCUAUACUAGAAUACAACACCACCGAUAAAGAAUCUACCUCAGCGCCGUCAACUAUGUUAAUGGGUAGAUAUCUUCGUACAAACAUACCUAUCCAUAACGAUUUACUUCGACCAAAUUAUUCUACAUCGGCUCACUCAGAUAAACUGAAUGAACAGCAACAACGCUCAUCCCAGCAAUACUCGAAAUCCACAAAGGCUGCACCUUCAUUCGUUUUAAAGCAACCAGUAUGGAUUAAAAUCGCUCACCGACAUUGGGAAAAGGCUAUUGUGACUGUAAUUCACCCCCAUGAUUCCUACACGGUUUGUACAAACGAUAAUCGAACUUUCCGACGAAAUGUUAAGUGGCUGAGACCUCGCAUCAGCUCAAAUUCGAAUACGUUUUGCCCAGAACUCGACAUUGAUAUCGAAGAUUCCGUCGAUACAGUCGCCGCUGAACAAAACUCUGCCGCUAAAGCAUCACCUCACUCGUCACCGUCACCUAUACUCAAUCCUCCUGUUGACAAAUCUAAAAUUGUUACUCGUUCUGGUCGAUCAGUAAAGAAACCGGAGAAAUUGAACCUUUAA